AUAAACUACAAAACCAUUUAGAUGUACACCGUGGGUUUUUUUGGAGUGAACCGAUGCGCGAGCGAGCGUACUGACGUACGCGCACCCUUUUAAAACCCCCAGCACAUCCGUUCCGUUCCAUGGGCGAGCUAUCGCGCACCAGACAGCCCCAAUAAACGCCUGGCCGUGCAAACCGCCGGACGCUGUGACUGUGAGUUGUGACCUUGCGCGUGGCCCAGAUCGAUCAGAUGGAGGCGACGGCGACGGCGGCAGCGGACUCCUCCGGCGGCGACCGCUACAGGUCUCACCUGGCUGGCGAUGGCGAGAAGCACACCGUGUGGCGGCACGGCGCGCCGCCCUCGUACGACGCCGUGAACGCCCUCUUCGAGGCCGAGCGCACGCAGGAGUGGCCGGCGGGGUCGCUGGAGGAGGUGGUGCAGAACGCGAUCAAGACGUGGGAGAUGGAGCUGUCGCACAAGGCGCGGCUGUCGGACUUCAAGUCCGUGAGCCCCGGCAAGUUCCGCCUGUCCGUGAACGGGGGGCGUCCCCGGACCGGGGAGGAGACGCUGGCCAUGGGCAGCUACAACGCGCUGCUGGACGGCCCGCUCCUGCCGAGCGCCGGCGCGUACGACGCCGCCGCCGAGACGUUCCAGUCCUCGCACGACCUGUUCCGCGCCGCGCUCCCGCGCGGCUUCGCGUGGGAGGUGCUCAGGGUCUACUCCGGCCCGCCGCUCAUCGCCUUCAAGUUCCGGCACUGGGGGCACAAGGAGGGACCCUACAAGGGCCACGCCGCCACCGGCGACAAGGUCGAGUUCCACGGCGUCGCCGUCCUCAAGGUGGAUGAGCAGCUGCGGGCGGAGGACGUGGAGGUAUACUACGACCCAGGAGAGCUUCUGGGAGGCCUUCUCAAGGGCCCCAAGGUGGCGGCGGCUUCCUCCGAGGAGGACCGCGGCGCGGUGGCGCUCGCAGAGAGGCUCGGCGAGGCCGCUGCCGUGUCGGCGUCAGGUGCUGUCCCGCCACCGCAAGCUUGCCCCUUUCUCAACCCCGGGAAGCCACAGUGAUCGACCUGCAGCACCCAAGAUAGCGGCUUAAUUUGGUGAAUGAAUAAAUGAGUAAAAAGCUUAUUAAAAGACGUGUCCGUGCGUAGUCCAUGGGCUUGUGAGGGGUACUUGUUACUACAUUAAUUGAUGUUUCAUGAUCAGAAGAAAAUGUUGGCCGGCCGUCGUGGAAAAACUGUCACGAGAACUUGGAGGUCGUCGAUCUCAACAAGAAGAAAAACAAAGCAUGUGAAAGUGAAGUUGAUCGUGUAGUUGUGUGAUAUUCGUUCAACAAUAAAAAAAAAGAAGUUGAUGUUGAA
This is a messenger RNA of Sorghum bicolor (sorghum), 1336 nucleotides long. Its product is annotated as pathogen-related protein. The coding region runs from base 228 to 1040 and encodes 270 amino acids. The record is from RefSeq and is a predicted model, not a curated record. NCBI's taxonomy places the organism in Eukaryota, Viridiplantae, Streptophyta, Magnoliopsida, Poales, Poaceae. The transcript is spliced from 3 exons.